This is a messenger RNA of Synchiropus splendidus (mandarinfish), 3860 nucleotides long. It is a transcript of the gene fignl2, whose product is annotated as fidgetin like 2. The transcript has 3 exons. The record is from RefSeq and is a predicted model, not a curated record. NCBI's taxonomy places the organism in Eukaryota, Metazoa, Chordata, Actinopteri, Syngnathiformes, Callionymidae. The coding region runs from base 336 to 1502 and encodes 388 amino acids.
GAAAUGGUCCCAGUACAGAGUGCAAGCCACACACACACACACACAUUCAAACACGGCGGCUGCCCUCUUGCAGUUGUUUGGUGGACUAUUUUUAUUUUUAUUUUUUCAAUUAAAGAAGCUCCUCGGCAGAUUCAGGAAUGACCAGGUGGCAAGCAGUGUUGAGAAGUGAGGCGAACCAUGAACGGAUGCAGGAGGCCCAUCACUAGCGCAGCCAGCAGCAACACAACCAGGGGAAGCACAAGUCCAGAGAGGCCCCGGCGCAGCAUGCAGCUGGGCCCUCGCUAACACCCCUCGGAGCCGGUCCACCCCUCUCAACUCGGGGCCAGGACUGCAGAAUGCUCAGUCCUGUCACCCCUUACAGUCUGUUGAAGAUGCACUGGUCUCCGGAGCACACCGCCCCCUUAUCUCAGUGGCCUGAGCAGCACCUAGACGUCACCUCCACCACCUCUCCCCCGACCACCCACAAGCAUGAACAUUACGCCGUGACCGCUCGCCGCGGUUACGCCCCGGCUGGUUAUCCAUGGGCCAGCGAUGACAUAUCGGCCCUCACAGCGUCGUCACUUCUUAAGCGCUACGCGGAGAAGUACUCAGGUUUGGAGCUUUCUUAUGAGCGUUCUUCUGCUGGGGCCUAUUCAGAGCCCGGACCCUUCUUGAAGACAGAAUCUGAGCCCUGGUCGCUGAGUCAGGGUAUCGAGUGUUACCCUGGAUUGGAUACGCUGAGCAGUUCAAAAGUUGGAUCUGCGUCUGUUGGCAUCCCAGCGACAGGAAGUGUAACAGUAGUUAGCAGUAACUUGGCGUCUGAACCAGGCUACAGCGGAGCAGGCUCCUGCAGUGCCCCAUCAUCUCAGGAGUACCCCUCUGCUUAUAACGGCACGUAUCUGCCUUCUGGAUACUGCCCCCAGCCUGGCUCCGCCCUUCCUCCUGCCCCACUUCACCCUCUGCAGUCCACCCCAACUCUAGUGCCCAGCUAUGGCGCAAGCACUCCAGUCUACAACUACCCACCAGGCUGUUACCCCCAAACCAGCCUGGCCUCUGGAUACAGUCACCCCAGUGCCUCAUACUUACCAUCAGGCAUCAGUGCCCCGACCCCUCUUGCCCCGAGACCCACAAUGGUAGGGGGGAACUACAGCUAUCCUGCUCACGGCCUUGGUGGAAGUGCAGACACUGGGGUGCCCCUGAAGCGCAAAGCCUUCGAGAUGGAAGAGGAAGGACAGGACGGAGCGGAGGGCGAAGGGUCACGCUACCGAAAGUACGGAAAUGGACACAGCAAAGGUAACGGCCACGGCAACGGCUACGACAUGAGCAGCUCUGAUGCACAGGCCUACAAAGCUGGAAAACCCCUGAUGACGCCCCCCUAUGGUGGAACAGGAAACUACAGUCCACCCUCAGGCCUUGCAGGAGAAAGUGUAUCAGGGGAGCACAACUUUCCUCAUCAGCAGAGAAUGUCCAUGAAGAUUCCUGCAUCGCACACGCGGUCUGACGACCCCACCGGUGGGCGCUGACCGCCCAGGAUGAGUUCAAGCCAAACAAGUUAUUAACCCACUCAGUGACUUCACGUUUGUUGAUCAUUUUUCAUUUGAACAAAAAUGGGCACAAAAGGGGAAACUGCUGUGCCUCUUUUAUAUAUAUAUAAAUAUAUCAUUGUGUUUGUUUUCCAAAGAUCGGCAGAGGCCGCCAUCUUAGUCUUAGAGGUGAAGUCGAGGCAUUCUCUGCGUUUGAACAUUGAGACAGUCAGUUGGAUGAGUGUCUAUUUCUCUCAGGAUACUAUUUAUUUCCUCCCUGCUACUGAGGCAGCAGCGCCGCCUGGUGGCAGCUAUGGAAGAUGGAGCGAUUACACAGCAUGUGGCCGUUGAUGGCGUAGAAGGCCUUUGACUGCAAUAUAGUUCUACUCAACAUGAAGUGAAAAUCAUCUCAGACCAAAAACAGAAAGGAAAGCAAUAACGAAAAAUGUGAGCUUAGCUUUCAGCUGUAAUCAGCACAAUCACUGCAAACUGACACGCUGAUUCGGAACCUUCUCCCUUACCUUCUCUUCCCUGUUUUCUUUGACCCUCCCGCUUCGGUUUAGAUGGCAAAUACCACGCCACAUGUCACGCCACGUUGGUUCACUUUAGUUAGACGUGGGAAGGAAGGAACCAAAAUGACCCGAUGUUUGCUUUAAAAACGCACGACAUUUACAAUGAAAGAGUACUUUUGAGAAGUACAGUAUAUCUGGACCUCUACGGUAACACACAAAACUCGCAGUGUAAAUAAAGACAGGACACAGACGCACAGUUCAAACGGACAUAUUCAAGCUUUACGGCAUUCUGUGGGAAGGCGUGUCCGUCAGGAGUUUUCUUUUCUAAGAUGCAUUCUUUUUGUCUUUUGCGCCUGACCAGCGCAGUACUUGUGUUAUUGAAUACUCAGGAAGAAUAUUGUUACCUCGGAAUGAUGAAAUAAGAAUGUAUUUUAAUCCCUUUGGGUGUUUCUUUGGGGGGGGAGGGAUGGGGUGCUAGAUUACAAAGCCACGGCUUUGUCAAAUACUCUGAACUUGUCAGGAGAACUACGAACUUACAAGGCCUUUGAUGGACACACACACACACACACACUCACACACACACACAUAUAUAUAUGGUAUGAACUAUGGGUAUAUAUGAACUUGAUGGGAAAUUUUGGAAAUGUUUUUGGAGAUAGACACAUGCACACAAACAUAUUAUCUCUGGGAAAUAAAUUGACCUUUUUAAUACUAAGGCCUGAAAUGUUGAAUGUAAUUCAGAUUUUUUUAAAGGACAUACAUGCCAUAAUGUACAUUGAUGAUGUUUUUAAAUAUAUGAAACAUAUUUUCUUCAUGUAUAGAUGUAAUUCUCUUAUAGGUUGUUUUUUUUUGGUUGGAGAUGAUGAGUGACAUUUAAAUUGUUAGUAUUCGUAGUUAGCGGUGGGAGGAAGCGAGUGAUCAAAGACAUAUCAGGGCAAAGGCAGCGCAGUAGCUGCUACAGAUUUGUCUAUUCAAUGUCUUAACAAGGUUCUUAUUGCGUGGGCGAGUACUGGAGCCUCACCCUCAAACCUCAUCAGCUCAUUUCCCUUCAUGCUUUUUCAUUGCGUCGUAGCACGUUGCUCGACUUCAUUACUGAUUUGUGCCUCGGAAGUUGGAGCCAGGAAAGCUGCGGCCCGGUUGCGGCACAGCUGAAUGAAAUACGGGCCCGUCUCUAUCUGUGUUGACAAACAAAAGCAGACAAACCAAACCACAACUGGAACAUCGAACAGCUCAGCUUGCCGUAGUUUAUUCCCAGGAUUGAUCACAUAAGACUUCCGAGCACAAAUGGAAUGAAGGUGAAACUGGGUUUUUAAGACAUUCAUCUCACUGUUGAAACCAAACUCUGAUUAUAAAUAAGUGUUUACCCCCCUCCCCCCAGAUUCUCGGAGAGCUUCAUGACAAAGGGAGCUCUUGAAUGUUUUCCACUUUGCUGCUGAGAAACAGUAUUUUGACGUUACUUUGAUUCAUUGAUAUUUUGAACAUGAAACUGUCCUGUUCAGGAGACAUACGACUUCAGUGUUAUCUUUGUAAUACUUUUCGUUGUAUCAUGUGCAUUCUCUGUAACCAUUUCUACCUCAUUUUGACAACAUGGAAAUAUUUAUAUCUCGUCAUUAUCACAUGCCAGCAAUGCUUCGACCUCUUGACCUGUUCGAGUCUACCUCACGCGAGACUGUUGUUGUGUCAUGGAAAUGAAGAUGCCAUACCAAAAAGUGCUUGAAUUUGUCUUUUUGUUCCAUUGAAUCUUUUUUUCUUUCACCAAAGUUAGUGUAAAAAAAUAUAUACAUAUAUAUAUUAAAGAAUCGCAGUAAUGAUGGUUGAUUUUUGCUACAUCAUCUGCUGUUGCUUUUGU